AUGGAAACACCUCUUAAAUUACUUGCAGCAGACCAUCUAUCAAUUGAUUUAUUAUAUCUGAAUACUAAUGAGCAACAAGAUUUGAAAAAUGUGCUUACCCUAUUAAAACCAAUUGAGGCUGCAAUGAAAUUACUUUCAGCAUCAUCAUACCCAACCAUAGGUGAUAUCCGUUUACAAAAAAUUGAAGAAUAUUGGACCAUAAUGGACAAACCUUCUGUUGUAUCUGCUGUUCUCGAUCUUCACACCAAAUUUAAAAUUUUUGGCAAAGAAGAAGCUGUUAAAAGUCUGAUCAAAACCACUCGAAAGUUUUUUUGGAAGUGGCAUAACAAAUCUGAUGUAACAGAAUCCUUGGUUCCUAACUAUACUAAUGGUAACUCUCUUGAAGAAUCAGCUAUUAAUAAUGAAUUAGAUUGUUAUAUUACAAUGGAAAUUAUUGAAGAUGAUACAAUCCU
This is a messenger RNA of Cetraspora pellucida, 452 nucleotides long. NCBI's taxonomy places the organism in Eukaryota, Fungi, Glomeromycota, Glomeromycetes, Diversisporales, Gigasporaceae. The record is from the annotation of a GenBank genome assembly.